This is a messenger RNA of Candoia aspera, 1071 nucleotides long. Its product is annotated as chemerin-like receptor 1. The record is from RefSeq and is a predicted model, not a curated record. The transcript has a single exon. Lineage: Eukaryota; Metazoa; Chordata; Lepidosauria; Squamata; Candoiidae. Gene Ontology annotation, biological process: positive regulation of cytosolic calcium ion concentration; inflammatory response; phospholipase C-activating G protein-coupled receptor signaling pathway. The coding region runs from base 4 to 1071 and encodes 355 amino acids. Gene Ontology annotation, cellular component: plasma membrane. Gene Ontology annotation, molecular function: complement receptor activity; N-formyl peptide receptor activity.
AAAAUGUCUGCCAACACCACCACUCUGGAAAGCCUUUAUGAAGAUUACGAGGACUAUCCUGCUUUUGAUGACAAAACUCAAAGUCUCCGCAACUCAAUGCACAUGUUGUCCAUGGUGAUUUACAGCACAGCCUUCUUGUUAGGGGUGGCUGGAAACAGCCUGGUCAUUUUUAUCACUGGCUUCCACAUGAAGAGGACUGUGAAUACUGUCUGGUUUCUCAACUUGGCCAUUGCUGAUUUUGUCUUUACUUUCUUCCUCCCGCUGAGUGUGGCCUACCUAGCCCUGGGCUUCCAUUGGCCCUUUGGGAAGCUGCUGUGUAAACUCAGCAGCAUGGUGGCCUUUCUCAACAUGUUUGCCAGUGUCUUCCUCCUCACCAUCAUCAGCAUGGACCGCUGUGUCGCUGUGAUGUGCCCUGUCUGGGCCCAGAACUAUCGAACACCUCGGCUGGCUUCUCUGGUGGCCCUGGGCAUUUGGAUGGCAGCCCUGGCACUCAGUUCCCCCUAUUUUGUCUUCCGUGAUAUUAGGCACUCUUCUGUUGAAGAGAACACCACUUACUGUUACAACAACUUUGCCUUAUCAGACAGUUUCCAGUCAGAGGAGGUUGUUAAGCUGGAAGAGUAUCGCCAUCAAGCCUUGGUGUUGACCCGUUUUGUGGCUGGAUUCUUGGUGCCAUUUGCUAUAAUUCUUUUCUGCUAUGGCAUUAUCAUGGUCAGGCUGAAGGGAACUCGGCUCACCCGCUCAAAUAGGCCCUUCAAGAUCAUGGUGGCCGUGGUCUUGGCAUUCUUUAUCUGCUGGUUCCCUUAUCAUGUCUUUUCCUUCCUGGAGAUGUCAGCUGCCAUGAUAACACCUGGACUACAGACCAUUCUGGUGGUGGGAAUACCCUUGGCUUCCAGCCUGGCUUAUCUCAACAGCUGCCUGAAUCCUUUCUUAUAUGUCUUUGUGGGACAGGACUUCAGGGAGAAGCUACAGACGUCUGUUUUGGCUGCUUUUGAGAGUGCUUUCAGUGAGUCUUCAGGGCAGACAUUAACCAAGAGCAAAUCCAGUGUGGAGGUAGAGUGUCACACACUUUAA